Castor canadensis (American beaver) is the source of this 3870-nucleotide messenger RNA. RefSeq names its product MORC family CW-type zinc finger 2 (gene Morc2). The record is from RefSeq and is a predicted model, not a curated record. NCBI's taxonomy places the organism in Eukaryota, Metazoa, Chordata, Mammalia, Rodentia, Castoridae. Gene Ontology annotation, molecular function: zinc ion binding. Gene Ontology annotation, cellular component: nucleus.
GGGACGGGGCGGGGUGGGGGAAGGGCGGCCUCGUUGAGAGGCGGCUCUUUGGGUCCGUUGUGAGGUCAUUUGACCCACACCACCCAGUGGAGAUUGGGGUGAAAGAAAGCGCAAGCUGGGCUGGGUCGGGUUUUGAAAAAAGGAGAGGGGGGGGAAAAACCCCUUCCUCUCCCCCGAACCCCCAAGCCACCAUCUCAUCGGCGCUGUUCGGUUGGGACGUGGUGAAGCCGGCGCCAUAUGCGCUCCGUCCACAUCGUGGUCUCUCUCUCUCCCCUCCAGUCCCGGGUUUUGUUUAAGGAUCGUGACAUCGUCGCUGGUGGCGAAGACAUGAGUGAAGAAUAUUCCAUACCUAAAUAUUGAGAAGAGAGGAAAAUCCAUCGAGGAGAUCGCUUGCUGUUCUCAGUCUCUCUUGAUUGUAAUUUGGGUCACUCACUAAGGUGACUUGUUUCUAACGGUCAUUGAAGAGCCCACUGACGUCGCCCUAACUGCAGAGCGUCUUGGAGGAAGAUCUGCUCAAUCUCAUAGACUUGUCAAGCUAGUGGGUGCAAGACUGGAGACCUCCUUGCAGUCAUGGCUUUCUCAAAUUACAGCAGUCUGAAUCGAGCUCAGCUCACUUUUGAAUAUCUGCACACAAAUUCAACCACUCAUGAAUUCUUAUUUGGAGCUCUUGCUGAACUUGUUGAUAACGCAAGAGAUGCUGAUGCUACCAGAAUAGAUAUUUAUGCUGAGAGGCGAGAGGAUCUGCGAGGAGGAUUUAUGCUUUGCUUUUUGGAUGAUGGAGCAGGAAUGGAUCCGAGUGAUGCUGCCAGUGUGAUCCAGUUUGGGAAGUCAGCCAAACGAACACCUGAGUCCACCCAGAUCGGGCAGUACGGGAAUGGGUUAAAAUCGGGCUCGAUGCGCAUUGGGAAAGAUUUUAUCCUCUUUACCAAGAAGGAAGACACCAUGACCUGCCUUUUCCUGUCUCGCACCUUUCACGAGGAAGAAGGCAUUGAUGAAGUGAUAGUCCCACUGCCCACGUGGAAUGCCCGGACCCGGGAGCCCAUCACAGACAACGUGGAGAAGUUCGCCAUCGAGACGGAGCUCGUGUACAAAUACUCUCCCUUCCGCACCGAGGAGGAGGUGAUGACUCAGUUCAUGAGGAUUCCUGGGGACAGCGGAACGCUGGUGAUCAUCUUUAAUCUGAAGCUCAUGGACAAUGGAGAGCCCGAGCUAGAUGUGAUGUCAAAUCCCAAGGACAUCCAGAUGGCGGAGACCUCCCCCGAGGGCACGAAGCCAGAGAGGCGCUCGUUCCGCGCUUAUGCUGCCGUGCUCUACAUUGAUCCCCGGAUGAGGAUCUUUAUCCAUGGGCACAAGGUUCAGACCAAGAGGCUCUCCUGCUGCCUGUACAAGCCCAGGAUGUACAAAUACACUUCAAGCCGUUUCAAGACCCGUGCAGAGCAGGAGGUGAAGAAAGCAGAGCAUGUUGCACGGAUUGCUGAAGAGAAGGCGCGGGAGGCAGAGAGCAAAGCUCGGACAUUAGAAGUACGCCUCGGUGGAGACCUCACGCGGGACUCCAGGGUGAUGCUGCGGCAGGUCCAGAACACAGCCAUAACCCUGCGCAGAGAAGCUGAUGUCAAGAAGAGAAUUAAGGAGGCCAAACAGCGAGCACUGAAAGAACCUAAGGAGCUAAAUUUUGUUUUCGGGGUCAACAUCGAGCAGCGGGACCUGGACGGUAUGUUCAUUUACAACUGUAGCCGCCUGAUCAAGAUGUACGAGAAGGUGGGCCCACAGCUCGAAGGCGGCAUGGCGUGUGGUGGGGUGGUUGGGGUCGUCGAUGUGCCCUACCUGGUCUUGGAGCCCACCCACAACAAGCAGGACUUUGCUGAUGCCAAGGAGUACCGGCACCUGCUGCGGGCAAUGGGGGAGCACCUGGCUCAGUACUGGAAGGACAUUGCCAUUGCCCAGCGUGGGAUCAUCAAGUUCUGGGAUGAGUUUGGCUACCUCUCUGCCAAUUGGAACCAGCCCCCAUCCAGCGAGCUGCGUUUCAAACGCCGGAGAGCCAUGGAGAUUCCGACCACCAUCCAGUGUGAUUUGUGUCUGAAGUGGAGGACCCUCCCCUUCCAGCUGAGUUCGGUGGAAAAAGAUUACCCUGACACCUGGGUUUGCUCCAUGAACCCUGAUCCUGAGCAGGACAGGUGUGAGGCUUCUGAACAGAAGCAGAAGGUUCCCCUGGGGACAUUCAAAAAGGACCUGAAGACACAGGAAGAGAAGCAGAAGCAACUGACAGAGAAAAUUCGCCAGCAGCAGGAGAAGCUGGAGGCCCUUCAGAAAACCACACCCAUCCGCUCUCAGGCCGACCUGAAGAAGUUGCCAUUGGAAGUGACCACCAGACCUUCCACUGAGGAACCUGUGCGGAGACCUCAGCGUCCUCGGUCACCUCCUUUACCUGCUGUGAUCAAGAAUGCUCCAAGCAGACCCCCUUCCCUGCAAACUCUGAGAUCAACCAGCCAACCCCGAAAGGCUCCUAUCAUCAGCACCCCAAAGCCUCUUGCUCUGGCAUCCCGGGUGGAGGCCAGUACCUCCAGGCUGCUCCAGCCACCUGAGCCACCCCGAAAGCCUGCAAACCCUCCAGUCAAGACUGUAUCCCGGCCUGCCCCUCUGGUGCAGACACUGUCACCAUCUCCACUGCCCAACUCCAAGAACCCUCGGGAAGUUUCUUCCCCGAAAGCCAUCAAGACUCCAGUGGUCAAGAAGCCAGAGCCACCUGUUAAACUGUCCCCGGCUAACCCUGGUCGUAAGCGGAGUCUUGUGGUCUCUGAUGAGGACGAAGCUGAGGAAGAGGCUGAGAGGAGGAAGGAGAAAUGCAAGCGGGGCAAGUUUGCUGUGAAGGAGGAAAAGAAGGACUCAAAUGAGCUCUCAGACAGCGCUGGGGAAGAGGACCCAGCUGACCUCAAAAGAGUUCAGCAAGAUAAAGGGCUGCAUGUGGAGGUACGUGUGAACAGGGAAUGGUAUACCGGCCGAGUCACAGCUGUGGAGGUAGGCAAGAAUGUGGUGCGGUGGAAGGUGAAGUUUGACUACGUGCCCACGGACACAACACCAAGAGAUCGCUGGGUGGAGAAAGGCAGUGAAGAUGUGCGACUGAUGAAGCCACCUUCUCCAGAGUAUCAAAGCCCCGACACACAGCAAGAGGGUGGGGAGGAAGAGGAGGCCGUGGUGAUGGAGCAGCCUGUGUCUGUGACGGAGUCCUCUACCUCUGAUUGCAUCCGCAUUGAGCCCGACACCACUGCCCCGAGCACCAGUCAUGAGACCAUUGACCUGCUGGUCCAGAUUCUCCGGAAUUGCUUACGGUAUUUCCUGCCUCCAAGCUUCCCCAUCUCCAAGAAGGAGCUGAGUGUUAUGAAUUCAGAUGAGCUUAUCUCUUUUCCUCUGAAGGAGUACUUCAAGCAGUAUGAAGUAGGGCUCCAGAAUCUAUGCCAUUCCUACCAGAGCCGUGCCGACUCGCGGGCCAAGGCCUCAGAGGAGAGUCUGCGCACGUCUGAGAGAAAGCUCCGGGAGACGGAGGAGAAGCUGCACAAGCUGAGGACCAACAUUGUGGCGCUCCUGCAGAAGGUGCAGGAGGACAUAGACAUCAACACAGAUGAUGAGCUGGAUGCCUACAUCGAGGACCUCAUCACCAAGGGGGACUGAGGGGCUGGGUGCCAGAGAUCAGCUCCCCUGCCCACCUGCCCUCAACAUAGCAGUUUCCAGGGAGAGAAGUUUCAUUUAUGAGUUGGUGGACUUUAACCUUGGUUUGACUCAUGGGACAUUUGUGCUUUUGGAGGGAAAGAUAACUCUGGUUCUUUGACUCUUCCUCCCUAAGUUUAUAAAUAUUUAUUUUUAAAAAGAGAACAA